Molecule: messenger RNA, 2451 nt
Organism: Larimichthys crocea (large yellow croaker)
Lineage: Eukaryota; Metazoa; Chordata; Actinopteri; Sciaenidae
Product: C-type mannose receptor 2
Exons: 7
Coding region: 418-2190 (590 amino acids)
Source: RefSeq, a predicted model, not a curated record
AAAAAAGUUCCUGUAUUCUCUGUUACUCAAACAUUCUGGGAAGGUUAAAGCAAGGAUCAAAAGAUAAAAUUUUAGGUUGGACGCCUGAAAGUUCUGGUAAUGUUAGAUCUAGAGGGAAUGGUUCCCAACUUUUUUUGCAUCAUUGAGGAAACCCCCUGACUAAGUGACAUAUUUCAUUUUCUAUUUAAUACACAAUGAUGGUAUAAGUGAUAAACUGUGAGCCAGAGGAGCACAGAGACACAUCUGUGACACAAUAUUUUAAGGGAGGAAUGACUACAGGUAUAUUUAUUAGGGUUAGAGCUAUCCAUGCUGUUAAAAAUUAACAAACUUUCCCUAAAUUUGCCUAAUGGCGUCAGUGAUGUCUGUAUCAUUUCCUUCACUGCCAUACACUGACAGACACACAGUCCACAGAGCGGCAUGAUGAUGAUGGCACGAAUCUUACUGGGUGUCCUGUGUCUCUCAGGCUGGUGCAUCUCCACAUGUCUUCUCCAUCAGUACCACUAUGUUGCAGGUCCUUUGACUUGGACUGAAGCUCAGACCUUCUGCAGAAAGACAUACACAGACCUGGCCACCUUUGGAAGCCCUGAAGAAAAGAGCCAACUUCUCAGCACACUUUCAUCUGCUGGUGUCAACUCUGAUGUCUGGAUUGGUCUGUACAGUAAAAUCGUCUGGAGGUGGUCAAACGGCUACAGAGGGGACGGAGCUGAAUAUAGGAACUGGAACAACAAUCCUAACGAUGAACCAGACUUUUCCGAACCUAAUCAGUUCUGUGUGUGCACUGCAAAGGAUGGUCGAUGGUGGGAUUCACCUUGCGAUGAUGAACGACCAUUUAUCUGUAUGGCAGGUACGGAGCUGGAGCCUGAAUUUGUUUUUGUGAAUAAAAAGAUGAAUUGGUCCGCUGCUCAGAAGCACUGCAGGGAGAACUCCACAGAUCUGGCCACUGUGAGGAACAACACAGAGAACACGAAGAUGAAGAUUAUGCUGACUGCAAAGUGGACAUGGAUUGGUUUGUUCAGAGAUCCUAACAUGUACUGGUCUGAUGGGAGUGGCUUCACAGAUCUUUCAGUCAGAGAUUGGGCCACAAGUAGAGAAUCACUUGGCUCCAAGACUGUCAUAUGUGGUGUUGCAUCUGUGAAGCAUGUAAACCAACUGUCGUUUACUGGCUGUGAAAAGAGAUUACCAUUCGUCUGCUACAGCGCCCCUCCACCUGGUGAGCGGUUUACUACAAAUCCAACACUUGUUCCCCUCACAGGCUGGUGCAUCUCCACAUGUCUUCUCCAUCAGUACCACUAUGUUGCAGGUCCUUUGACUUGGACUGAAGCUCAGACCUUCUGCAGAAAGACAUACACAGACCUGGCCACCAUCGGAAGCCCUGAAGAAAAGAGCCAACUUCUCAGCACACUUUCAUCUGCUGGUGUGAACUCUGAUGUCUGGAUUGGUCUGUACAGUAAAAUCGUCUGGAGGUGGUCAAACGGCUACAGAGGGGACGGAGCUGAAUAUAGGAACUGGAAACACUAUCCUCACGAUGAACCAGACUUUUCCCAACCUAAUGCGUUCUGUGUGUGCACUGGAGAUGAUGGUGGAUGGUGGGAUUCUCCUUGCCAUGGUGAACAAUCAUUUAUGUGUAUGGCAGGUACGGAGCUGGAGCCUGAAUUUGUUUUUGUGAAUAAAAAGAUGAAUUGGUCCGCUGCUCAGAAGCACUGCAGGGAGAACUCCACAGAUCUGGCCACUGUGAGGAACAACACCGAGAACACGAAGAUGAAGAUGCUGACUACAACGUGGACAUGGAUUGGUUUGUUCAGAGAUCCUAACAUGUACUGGUCUGAUGGGAGUGGCUUCACAGAUCUUUCAGUCAGAGAUUGGGCCACAAGUAGAGAAUCACUUGGCUCCAAGACUGUCAUAUGUGGUGUUGCAUCUGUGAAGAAUGUGCAACUGUCGUUUACUGGCUGUGAAAAGAGAUUACCAUUCGUCUGCUACAGCGCCCCUCCACCUGCACCAGUAAAGAGGCAGGUGGUGAAGCUGAGGAUAAAGUCCUCCGUGGAUCUGAAUGCUGUGAAAGAAGAAAUGCUGAGAAAGUUGCAGGACAAACUGGAGGAGAAAGGAGUGAGUGGAGUCACCCUGAAGUGGAGAGAGCAGCCUGAUGGGAAAGUCUUCCACAAGGAGAGAAAAGGAAAAAAGACUGAGCUGUGAAAUUCAAAUCUUCUGCACUUCUGCUGAUCUGUAACCCAUGGUGAAUGUUUGCUUUAUAUCUAAUACGUACAGUACACUAUUAUCACUGUACAGGGUGCUUAACCAGAACCCUGAAUUCAUCCUGUAGAUGUCAUAGAAGAGUUUUGUCCCUAACUAUCAAUAUUACUGAGUGAAGUGUGUUAAUGAAGUUUCUUCUAAAUUAAACAUAUAUAUGACAUGUGACUUUUUUGUGAACCAGUCUGAUAAAACCCACAUUUACAU